Messenger RNA from Ictalurus punctatus (channel catfish), 3053 nucleotides. RefSeq lists its product as uncharacterized. The record is from RefSeq and is a predicted model, not a curated record. Bases 309 to 2462 code for a protein of 717 amino acids. Lineage: Eukaryota; Metazoa; Chordata; Actinopteri; Siluriformes; Ictaluridae. The transcript has 4 exons.
UAAGAAGUCCUACAGGUUGAGAAAGGGCUAGCAUUUCUUUACUAAUUACUCCUUUGUCUAUUUGAGAUAUAAAUCUUGCGGAUAAUAUAUUGUGAGUGUGUAUUGCACUUCAGUAUGGUUCAUUUUCAAAUGGUCCUUGGGAAUUAUAUAGAAAAACGGUUUCUCCCAUUUUGACUACUGCGUUGCCAGGUAACCCUAUGUUCAAGCUAACGACGUGUAGAAGUUAACCCAAGGUAGACAGCAGGUUGGGUGAUUACAUUAAAUGAAGUGUUUGGUACGAUUGGUUAGAGAAGAAACUUAACCGCAGCAUGUUCACUAUGAGGCAUCACAACAGAAGAGCAUUGUCUGAUAAACAAAUUGCCUUGAAUAUGUUCAACAGCCAUAAGAAGGCCAAGGUGAAAUCCUGCAAUACAGGUAUUUCUGCUCCUUGCCACAGUUCAGUUUGUAGUAACAAUAAAACUGAGGAGCGUUUCAGCGAGCCUCAAAAGACGAAGCGUCUUAAAACCAUAAAACAAAGAAAUCAAAUUCGAGGGCAGAGCAGUAACCGAUCUAACCAGAGCCAUCAACACUGUGAAAGGAGAAGCAAAGACAAAGGGCCAUGUAGCGAGUGUCAGGAUUGCCAAUGCAGUCACUCACUAAACUUUUCCAGAAAAGAAAAGCCAGUUGCUAAGCCAUUUCCUUCACAGAAGCCAAGCAUUAUCACUGAAGGUCGUCUUACAUCUAUCAGAGGCCUCUUCAGCCAUGAGGUGAGGUCUGUGGACAUUGAAAGACUGGUAAAGGAAAAGAAACAUCAAAAGCACAUAGAAAUGCAGGCCACGGCAAGUCCUUCCCCUUCCUGUUUAAUUCCCCAUUCAACACCUCCUGCUGUGAUUUCCGAUAGAAGCGAGGAAGGCAUUUCUGCUUGUGCAAAUAAAGACCAGAAAUCUUUUGAGAAAACAGAUAAUUUACAGACUAAUUUAGAAGACACAGUCCCUGUGACUAUAUGCAGUGGAGAUGGAAAGCACAGUUCUGCACAGACUCAUAAAGCUACAGAUAAUACUACCAGAUCUGGAAGCCCAUCAGAUCAGGCAGGGAUACAAGAAGCUGUGAUUUUGUCUUCGUCAGAAAGUGAACCUGUUCAUAAGUCCUUUCCAACAUCUGUCAAAGUCACCUCGAGUGACCAUAAUGUCAUUCCAAAAAAGAAAAAUACACAAAACCAAAGGCAAACAAAUAAGGCCACUGCUGCCAUGGAUGUGCGACGUGAUUUUGUAAAUAAUGAAAGACUUGACACCCCUGUGGGAUCAGAAGUCUUAAAUUCGGAUGAACCACAAUUUGGCCCCAGUCCUGCAAUUUUCAUGUUUUCUUCACCCACACUGGACAAAGAAAGAAAUGCAUUGGGUGAUGAAUGUCAGCACAGGAAACCUGGAUUUUCAUCCAAAGAGGAAGAAGUGAGAAGGCUGGCAGCUCGUCUUUGUCACAAUCUAGGUUCAUUUCCACUACAGCGCUGCUGCCCUCUGUUGACAGAGUGCAGGAAUGUGCUACUACACCACCUGCAGGAAAGGCAUGGCUCUCAGCUCCAACACAGCCUGCACAGGCUACACUCACACCUCAGUGGUCCACAUUCCCCACAAACUGGAGAGCAAGUCUGGUCCAGCACUGUGGACAAAUGUUUAGACAACACGCAAAAAUAUUUCACCUAUACAAGGAAGCAUGAAGAUGAUCAACAGAGUGAGACAAUGAAAUUACAUUCAGAUAAUGGCUUACAGAAACAUUGUCAACGAGAGGACUUUUGUGAGAAUGUGGAAAGAGGAACAGCCUCUAAGAGGCAGAGGAAGCAAACUUGGGGGAUACACUCACCUCAGGAUUUUGUCACAAAACUCCAGCGACCAUGCCAAGAUACGUUAAGCCAAUGGAGUUUAACAGCACAGACUCAGGAGUCUCCUAGAGCAAAGCAACAUUCCAACUCGCAGACAUUCUCCCAGACAUUCUCCCUGCACCAGGCCUUCACUGGGCCUCAAACUCCAACACCAAUGUCUUAUAGAUGCACAAAUCGGACUUUAGACCCCUUUUUCCUGGAGCCACAGAAGCAAGUAAAAUUAGACAGUGGUGAAAACAGGAGGAGACACAGCACUUCCCUUCCACUGCUAGAACAGUGGCGAAUUGACCCUGAUUUAAAUUUUCUGUUCCAAGACGAGAAUUCACAGAAAACCCAUACAUCAUUAGGUCCUCUGACAGAGUUGAGGACUUGUUCUCCUCAGCACAACAUUGAGAGUGUCAGUGAGAGACAGCUCUUUGGUGCUUCCUCUACUGUUUCAGCAUUCUUUCCUCCCGAAGGGUUUUGUUAUGAGCCUUAUUAUCGGUUUCCACAUCCAUCCAACUCCUUUAACAGGUCAGAAAAAUCUGGUAUGACUGUUUACACUCAGACAGAUGUAGAAAAGUGGGGUCUUGAUCCACCCUUGCACUUGACCACUCCUUAUUUCUAGCAUUGGCCAUAAGCUGUCCACUACAUAUAGCUACUUAUUUAAUGCAUAGCUUUUAUUGUGAUCCAGUGACAUUGAGUGUCAUCACUAGAUCUUAAAAAAGUUAAAUAUGUGGAAUAGUGAAAAUAAUCCCUUUUCUUUUCAAAUGUGUACUUCAACUCUAUAAUUUCAGCUUUGGCCAAACCAGAAUUCUCCAGUAUAAAAUUGGAGAAUUCUGUUCCUAAAUAGCAGACUGUAAUUUCCUCAUACAGAAGUAUAUUGCAAAUUUAAUUUGCUCAGAUACAUAUCUAUAAACCUGACAUAUGAUUCUUGUUAAGAAGAAAAAAAGUCAUUUCAGAUUGACUGACAUGUCUCUAUUAUGUAUUGUUGUGAUUUAGACAGCAUAGCAGGAUGGAUAAACAUGCCCAGUAACAGUGAUGUAGAGAAUGUGUUUUCUGUGGGUUUUCCCGCCAGUAAAUCAGCCUUCUGUGUGAGAUUUUUGAUUGUUGAGACCAAAGUACAUGUGCAAUAAUAAUGCAUAUGUACUUCAUAUUGAAUAUGUAGUCAAAUUUAAACAAGAAUACAUAUUGGUAAUAAAAUUGUCAUUUUAUUUAC